GUUGGGAGUGGCGGUUGUUUAAGAUGGCGAGAUCUGGGAAUCUGGUGAGUGAAGCUUUUUGGAGUAAAGAUCCUUCAGAUGAAGAACAAUCUGUAGUGGUUGUACCAGGAUUGUUGAUGGAAGGAAAUGUCAGAUCUGAAACAAAUGCGAAAUGCUGCAAAAUUCAAGAAGUUAGAGCAAAACCCACACAAAAUACUGAUUUCAUUUUUGUGAAUCCUAUGAAGACUAGACCUGUAAAGCUAUCCAUGUCAAAUGAGGUUAUUAAGGAGAAGCAGGGGUUUAAGACUGCAUCUUUGAAGGACCUUUGCCCAGAGGACAAGAGGCGCAUUGCUAACCUAAUCAGGGAACUUGCAAGAGUAAGUGAAGAGAAAGAAGAAACAAAGGAGCGAUUAAAGGCUGAACAAGAAUCAUUUGAGAAGAAAAUCAAAGAGCUGGAGGAUCAAAAUAACCUCAUUGUGACUGAACGGGAAGCCUUGCAGCAGCAGUAUAAAAAAUGCCAGGAACUAUUGACUGUUUACCAGAAUUAUUUGUCUGAACAGAAAGAGAAACUGAAUCAGUCAUUGCGUGACUGCAACAAUGGUAAACUGGAGGUAAAUGCCAAGAAGAACUCUCCUCAGACAGCUGCUUCAAAUCUGAAUGGCUCCUACCUGGGAAUUGUGCCUCCUAGCACAUUAAAUGCUGUUAAUAAAUCUAAGCAAGUACUUGUUUGUCCAUCUGUAGCACCUCACCCUCAGUGUGACCGUGCUCAUUAUUUCCCAAACAAUAAUGUUCUCAAUCGUGUUCGCCCUGUGGGCAACCUUCCACUCCAAAAUGGUUGUGAGAUGAAAACGGAGACUUCAAUUCAUGGAAACCCAGUUUUAGUAAGGCAUUAUAACAUCAAAGAUUUGCAAGCUGGUACAUCCAGUUUUACUUUUGAUAGUAGUAACCAACCUCCCCAGUGUGGAUGGUUGAAAGGCCAGACUGAUAAUGGAACUCAAUUCACUGAUGGCCACAACAGGAAUUUUAUUCCAUUAAUGGAACAUAAUGUCACUCCAGGAAUGUUUUGUGAUGCAGCAGUGAAUGGUCGGAUAGGAAUGAUGACUGGAGACGUUUUGCAUGAAAUGAAACUGCCUGCAGACCAAAAGCAGCAGUUAUUGUGUCAGAAAAGGGAACUGGAGCUGGAAAAAGAAACACUGCAGAGAUUGCUUGCUCAACAGGAGGCUCUGCUUCUUUUAAAGCAACAGCAGUUACAAGAGUCAGUGUUGGAUUAUAGCAGGUCCAAGCAUAAUCUAUUAGAAGCAGAAGACAUGACGUAUCGUGAGAUUCCAACAAACAAAACAAGAAUUUCUUUACUAAAUUCAGCUGGAUCCACUGAAAGGUAUUUAAAAUCAGGAGAUCAUCUGUACAAUGCCAGUCUGCAAAAACUGGAAGGAAACAUUAAGGCAUCUACUGCAGCACCUCGGGAAAGAUUAAAUGGAAACAAAGUAGAAUCUUCUGAUCCAGAAUUGAACAUCUUUAGAGGUACAGCUUUUAGUCCUGCUGGAGAUGUGAAUCGACAGCAAACAGGGGCUACUUUGCUUCCUAAAAAAGAUGCGGCAACUUCUCCUGUGCCAGUUGUUAAAAAAUACCAGCCAGUCAACGUGGCAACAUCACCCAUUUGGCCUGAAUCACUGAGCUACGAGGCAUCUCUUGUUCAUUUGGUGGAUACGCUGAGCCCUGUUUCCUCACAAAAGCAUAAUAUGCACAUCAAAGAGAUGUACAGUACACCAAGGAAAAACAACCUAACUCUAAGUGGAUACCAUCAAAGGCCUGUACGAAUCAGAACAACUCCAACAUGUAGUGGCAAUUCAGAUGAAGAACUUGAAGAAAGCAGAAUGCUGGAAGAUAUAUUCUUCAUUUAAAAAAAAUGUGUGGAACAAUUUUACUGACAUCAAAGUAUCAUGUUUCUUCCUCCCCCCCCCCCCCAUACUCUGUCUAAGACUGUGGAGUGUUUUAGUGUCCAAUGGCUAUUGAAAGGAUACUUUUAGCUUUAAUGUGGUUGGCCACUGACUCGUGAGGGUAGAAACUAGAAUUUUUUCAAAAAUGCUGAGUAACCUCAUUAAUAUGUUUUCUAAUAUGCUCCCUUCUCAGCAUUGUGUUUAAUUAUCUUCAGAGGAACCAACUCUGGAGGGGAGUAUACUGGGUACUAAAUUGCCUGUUUAAUACAAACAAUCAAAGGUGAAUGUCUACCUCAAAAUGUGUUCUCUUGUAUAAUUCCAGUAUGUAAAGUGUUCAACAAAUUCUGCAGUAAUCAGCAGAUUAUUUGAAAAUGCUAGCUACAAUACACUUACAAUAUUCUGAAUCGGAAGAAGAAGCAAAAUAAAUAUAAUUGCAAUAAUUAUAUUUAGCACCAGUUCAAUAUUGGCAAGCAAACUGAAAAAUGAAACCAGUCGAUUGGUACUUUUCCUUUUAGAGAUAUGAAUUAUUGUUAAACAUCUGCAACUAAUGUUACAGAGCCAUUUUUGAAAAGCCCUACCAUAAUGAUAUGGAUUCUCUCUCCAUGUUCUGCUGCACUUCUGCAGACUGAAAAAGAUGGAGUCAAGCUGUAAGUCCUGUCUGAAACCAAGGUAAUAUCUACAGAUAAAAAGGUGUGUGGGAUGAGCACAUCAUAAACCACUUUGAGGAACAAUCAAUAUGGUGGUGCAUGUCUAUUCUAUUCAUGUGCUAAAUGGAAUCAAUCACCUAAAAUAUUCAGUAGUUUUCCCAAUAUCUGCCACCUGCACAGAACACUUUAUUUUAAUCAUUUCUUUAAUAUUCUAACUUGAAGACUUGAAAGAGGCACUUCUUUGAGGAUCCAUCUUUGGGCUGUUUUUCAGCAGUUUUGGCUGCUGAGAGAGAAUGCAUUUUAUUACAGAUUAGUAGAUUAAAUUCGAGCUCCUGACAUUUAAGAAUUAGACUGAGGCUAACCCAACCAAAUUAAUAAUUCACUUGCUUACUAGAAAUUGGAAGAUGUCUGUUUUCUCAGUCUGGGAUGAAACUGAACCGAGGUCCCGGAGUUGAAAGAUGAAUAUCUAACACAUUGCACCAUUCCAUUCCUCCAAGUUAAUUCAUGCUUAUGUGGACAAAGUUGAUAUCUUAAUUAACUAAAUGAACUGACCUGAAUUCCUAAAAAGAGGAGUAUUUAAUGUGAAAUAGUAUAUUUAUACCUUUUGGAGAAAGAUCAAUAUCUGUAAUAAUAGUGGUUUUCUUAUUUUAACUAUUACAUAACUUUAGUACAUGCUGCAUUUUUAAAUGGGUGACUUGUGUCAAAUAAGACAAGAAAUGGAUGUUUAAUAUGACUUAUUGACAAUGAAUACAAAUUGUUUUCAAUGAACUGAAUGUGAUUUCCAUAUUUGGAAAUUAACCUCAUUAUAACAAGUCUGCUGACCUGCACAUACAUUCUAUUAGCAGCUAAUAUUUGAAUUAGUGAUAUACCAGAUUAUUGUGCACCAUCUAUUAGUUUAAAACAUUAACAUUCCAAAGGAUCUCUAUCGAUCUUACUAGUUAUAAAUUGCUAUAUUAAUUUGCCACCUCUUGACUUCCUGCUUGUAACUAAACUCUGUACUUAGUAAUCUGACAAAUAUGACCAGUAAUUGUAUAAUUUGUUCAGAGCAAAAUCUAUGCUUGGAUGGCAUUGCUCCUUUGGUUUGCUUGAAAGGGGCUUUGUUUAAAACUGGUCACAAGAAGAUAUUUUUUAAGAAAAACAAUGAAAAGAAAACGUAUUUAUUAUUGGUGUCAUUAAACACCAAUUUGUUGCAUUUGAAGAAUGCUAUCAAUUUUGUUGGCAGCUUGGUAUAUCAUAUUAUCAUAGGAACUGUUUGAAUAAAUGACCAUUUAUUCUUUUUGGAGACAUUGUUUGAGGAAUAAAUAGUGGCCAAGAAACUUGGAAAAUAGUUUUCUUCUACAGUCAAUGAAUUUAACAUCUAAUCCAUAAAUUGCACUACAGAUAAUAAAUGGAAGUGUUGGUCUUAAUUAGGUGCUCAAGUCACAAUGUUGGGACUUGAACUUGGAGCCAUGCAACUUGAAAGCAGCCAUCAAUUAUGGUGUUCCAAUCUUAUCCUUUUAUUAAUAAAAUGUGUGAUAUGCUGUGGUGUAGCACAUUGGCCAGAUAUGGAUAUUACAUAUUUUCUUGUUGAAUGUCACCAUUACAUAAAAAAUCCUGAAUAAAGCGAUUAUCCCAAAUGAAUGUGAACAAUAACAUACCAAUUUUUGUAUCAAGCUAUUUUUUUAGACAACGCAACUUGGGUGAGGCUGACACUGCUGAUUCAGAAUACUUGACUUCAGGGUUUUCAGUGUGCAGAGCAUUGUGGUAGUUGUAAGAAGAAAUGUUUUAACAAAGUAGAGAAUUGAGGUUAACAUAUAUCCAUAUAUUCACAAGACAGUGAUCCGUAUAAGAUAUGAGAUUGGCUUGUGGUGUUAGAUUUGUUUUGUUGUGCAUUCUUUGUUAAUGUGUUCUGCAUUAUAGAGAAGACCAGACAUCUUCAAUUUGGAUAACUUUGUAGAAUUCAUGUUUUGGUAGCUAAUAUUUAGCUAAGUCAGUGACCAACUGGAAGAAAGGAAAACCAUGUGUGAAGGUUUCAAUUUUCUAAACAUGUUUUACAGUCUAAGUUCAUUGAAAUAGAGAAUUGUUGUUGGAUUUUGCCAUUGCCCUUUAAUGUACCUAUGUAACAACUGUAAUUGAGUCAUAUUGCACUUGUCCAUUAAACUUGUCCAUAAUUGCACUUCUCAUGAAGCUACAAAAGCUAAAUUUAUUUGAGAAAGAUGUGAUUUAUUCCCAAGCAUUCUGGCUUGAAGUUGUUUGUUUGGUUGAUACAUGUAAAUAUUAAAUGUAAUAACCUUUGUGACAUUGUGUCUGAAAUUUGU
Mobula hypostoma (lesser devil ray) is the source of this 4860-nucleotide messenger RNA. Its product is annotated as KIAA1328 ortholog. Lineage: Eukaryota; Metazoa; Chordata; Chondrichthyes; Myliobatiformes; Myliobatidae. The record is from RefSeq and is a predicted model, not a curated record. The transcript has 11 exons. Bases 24 to 1880 code for a protein of 618 amino acids.